Messenger RNA from Colletotrichum spaethianum, 1215 nucleotides. Its product is annotated as cysteine desulfurase-like protein ustD. Lineage: Eukaryota; Fungi; Ascomycota; Sordariomycetes; Glomerellales; Glomerellaceae. The coding region runs from base 1 to 1215 and encodes 404 amino acids. The transcript is spliced from 4 exons. The record is from RefSeq and is a predicted model, not a curated record.
AUGUCUGCUCAACUUGACAUCGCGGCCGUGAGGGCCAAGUUCCCAGCUCUAGCUCAGGACCAAGUCUUUUUCGACAACGCAGGUGGAAGUCAGACCCUAGGCACGGUCAUCGAUUCCAUCCGGGACUAUCUGUCACAGACCAACGUCCAGCUAGGCGCCUCAUACAAAGUCGGCCAGCUGGCCACGGCCUCGUACGGCGAGGGCUACCAGGCCGGCGCAAAGUACAUCAAUGCGUCCCCUGAUGAGAUCGUCUUUGGUGCCUCGACGACCCAGCUUUUCCGCAACCUUUCCCAUGCCCUCUCUUUUGACAAGGGCGACGAAAUCAUCGUCUCCGCAGUCGACCACGAAGCCAACAUCGCCUCGUGGAUCGAUCUCGCCUCGCGCCAGGACCUCACCCUGAAAUGGUGGAAGCCCGCCGACGCACCUAACCCGAAGCUCACCGUCGAGAACCUCAAGCCCCUGCUCUCGGAAAAGACCCGCCUCGUGACCCUCACCCACGCUAGCAACAUCCUCGGCACGAUCCACGACGUUGCUGCCGUCGCCGCCGCCGUCCACAAGGAGACGCCCAAGGGCCUUGUGUGCGUUGACGGCGUAGCCUACGCCCCGCAUCGGCCCCUGGAUGUCCAGGCCCUCGGCGUCGACUUCUACGCCUUCUCGUGGUACAAGGUCUACGGCCCGCACACGGCGAUGCUGUACGCCAGCCGCGCCGCGCAGGACGGCCACAUGCGCUCGCUUGGCCACUUCUUCAACCCGUCCGACUCGCUCGAGGGCAAGCUCGGGCUCGCUGGGGGCAGCUAUGAGCUCGUCUCGGCCGUACCGCGGGUGCUGGAGUAUCUCGGCACGCCCGAUUCCGAGGGCUGGAAGGGCAAGAUUGAGCAGGAGAGGCUUCUUCAGUCGACGCUGCUCGAGUACCUUAACGGCCGCGGCGACGUGACGGUGUACGGCGAGACGGACACCGGGACGGAGCGCCGCGUGCCGACCAUCAGCUUCAGGGUGGAGGGGUGGGGGGCCAAGGAACUCGUCACGGCCGUGGAAAAGGAAACCGACUUUGGCUUCCGGUGGGGGCACUUCUACUCCUACCGCCUCGUCAAGGAAAUUCUGGGCCUCGAUCCCGCGGAUGGGAUUGUGAGGGUCAGCAUGGUGCAUUACAACAGCCUCGAUGAAAUCAAGAGCUUUGUUGCAGCCUUGGACAAGGCGUUGCAACAAAAGAAGUAA